CGACUGAUGCAACUGCAAACAAAGCUUACUCCAAUAGCCAGCGGGCGAUGCGCUUUCUCAGCAACUGAUUGAAGGAGAGGAUGAGGACGCCACACCCCCUCAUUUGGAUUGGCCGUGGGAUUAUCUCCGUCCUGCGCUUUGCCACGCGACGGCGCCAUCCCUUCUUUUUCUCCCCCCACUCACCGACUCCGAACAAGCCACGUGGGCAGCUCCAGGUGUCCAUUAGGUCACUUAUAGAAACUGUUGUUACCAUGAGUGUGGGAUUCAUCGGUGCUGGGCAGCUUGCCUUUUCCUUGGCGAGGGGCUUCACAGCAGCAGGGAUUUUGGCUGCCCACAAGAUAACAGCAAGCUCACCAGACACUGAUCUCCCAACAGUAUCAGGCUUGAGGAAAAUGGGUGUAAAUUUCACCAUAAGCAACAAGGAGACAGUUAAAAACAGUGAUGUCCUGUUUCUGGCAGUGAAGCCUCCCAUAAUUCCCUUUAUCUUGGAUGAGAUUGGCUCAGACAUAGAAGAUCGACAUAUUGUGGUCUCGUGUGCUGCUGGUGUUACUAUCAAUUCUAUUGAAAAGAAACUUUCUGCCUUCUGCCCCACCCCAAAAGUGAUCAGGUGCAUGACCAAUACACCAGUCAUUGUGCGAGAAGGGGCCACCGUUUAUGCCACAGGAACUCAUGCAGAAGUGGAAGAUGGGAAGCUCUUAGAACAGCUGAUGGCAAGUGUGGGCUUCUGCACUGAAGUGGAAGAAGAUUUGAUAGAUGCUGUGACAGGACUCAGUGGUAGCGGACCUGCUUAUGCAUUCACGGCUCUGGAUGCCCUUGCGGAUGGAGGGGUGAAGAUGGGCCUUCCUCGCAGGCUAGCAGUCCGAUUGGGAGCUCAAGCCUUGUUGGGAGCUGCCAAGAUGCUGUUGGAUUCUGAGCAGCACCCUGGACAACUUAAGGACAAUGUUUGCUCGCCAGGAGGUGCUACCAUCUAUGCCAUUCACUUCCUAGAGAGCGGUGGUUUCCGCUCUUUGCUCAUCAAUGCUGUGGAGGCAUCCUGCAUCAGGACAAGGGAACUACAGUGCUUAGCUGACCAGGAGAAGGUUUCCCCAGCUGCCAUUAAGAAGACCUUAAUGGAUAAAGUGAAACUAGAGUCUUCUUCUGCCAACAAGGUCAGCCUGUUCAACAAGAAGAAUCCUGGCAACAAGAAGUACUGAAGAGACCCAGGCCUUGCCUGAUCCUGCUUUCCUUUUCUUUGAAGGGAAUCUUUAGCACAAAUUGUUUUAAGCAGGGGAGGGGAGAGGUAUCGUGGACCCAAGCUGCUGGGAGAAAGGGAUUUAAGCUUCCAGAAGUAAUUAUUAAGGUAUAGUAGAUAGGGCAGUGUUCUUGGGGGCUGAGGGGAAGUAGUUUUAUCAGCCAUUUCUCUUAGGUGGGUAGCUACAGUAACUUCCUUUGAGCUUGACAGAUGAUUUGUUUACAUUUUUCAACCCUACUUUUCCUUCAAAGUUUCUUUGCCAGUUACCCUCACAACAGUUUUGUAUAACAGGUGACUAUGAGAAAUAAUUACAUAGUCAGGCAGAAAGCUGAAUCUGUGUUUCUGAGUCUUGUUCACUUACUGUCAUGAUCGCCGUUGCGAUGUUUGUGACAUCGCAAUGGCUCGCAUGACAAUACAAGAUUAUGGGUCCCUGGCUGAUAAGGCAAGGGCAAUAGAGAAACACAAAAAAGCAGUAAUGGGUCUAAAGAAACAAUGUAACGACCGAGGCCAGCAGCCCAGGAAGCAACAAUAAAAGGAAACUGACAUGAAAUUGAAUAACAACCGAACAGGCGAGGUUCGGAAGGGCGCACCCGGGCUUUUGAGGAAUUAGAAGCCUGAUCGCCCGGCAAUGGAUCAUCACCGCACAGGAAGGCGAUCGAGGCGAUGCCCGGGGCACAGGGGGCUGGACGACCUCUCACCUGGACGAACUGUUGGGACUCGUGGGGCGCACCUGGGGUAAGGUGGGGUGGAGCGCUGACCGACGCGGGCUAUUUAAAUCCCGUUCCAGCGUGCUCCCCUCACUCUCAGCUUUCUAAGGGCAUGAAUUCUAUUCCCAAAUAAAACCAGAACCUAAAGUCUA
Candoia aspera is the source of this 2090-nucleotide messenger RNA. RefSeq names its product pyrroline-5-carboxylate reductase 1 (gene PYCR1). Bases 81 to 1193 code for a protein of 370 amino acids. The transcript is spliced from 8 exons. Gene Ontology annotation, molecular function: pyrroline-5-carboxylate reductase activity. The record is from RefSeq and is a predicted model, not a curated record. NCBI's taxonomy places the organism in Eukaryota, Metazoa, Chordata, Lepidosauria, Squamata, Candoiidae. Gene Ontology annotation, biological process: L-proline biosynthetic process.